Messenger RNA from Condylura cristata (star-nosed mole), 682 nucleotides. RefSeq names its product TYRO protein tyrosine kinase binding protein (gene TYROBP). Gene Ontology annotation, cellular component: cell surface. The coding region runs from base 189 to 521 and encodes 110 amino acids. The record is from RefSeq and is a predicted model, not a curated record. Gene Ontology annotation, molecular function: signaling receptor binding. NCBI's taxonomy places the organism in Eukaryota, Metazoa, Chordata, Mammalia, Eulipotyphla, Talpidae. Gene Ontology annotation, biological process: positive regulation of natural killer cell activation; microglial cell activation involved in immune response; negative regulation of transforming growth factor beta1 production. The transcript has 6 exons.
GACUUGUUCGAGGUUGUCCAGUCAAGAAGAGGCAGAGAUGGCUUCGAUCGUGAUCAGUCGCAGACCGUCCUGUGACAGUGAUGUCUGACUCCUACUUGGGGAUGGAGGUCAGACUUCCUCCUUCACUUGGCUGGACGCCAUAUCCCGCUGACCCUUAGACUGUGGUGUCCGGCUGCGUUGUCUGCAUCAUGGGGGGCCAUGGACCCUCUAACAGGCUCCUGAUCCUGCCUCUCCUCCUGACUUUGGCUGAUCUCAGCCCUGUCCAGGCCCAGAAAGAAUGCAACUGCUCCGUGGUGAGCCCCGGUGUGCUGGCGGGGAUCGUGCUAGGGGACCUGGUGCUGACGCUGCUCAUCGCCCUGGCCGUGUACUCCCUGGGCCGGCUGGUCCCUCGGAGCCGGGCUGCCGCGGAGGUGUCCCGGAAACAGCGCAUGGCUGAGACAGAGUCGCCAUAUCAGGAGCUGCAAGGUCAGAGGUCAGAUGUCUACAGCGACCUCAACACGCAGAGGCAGUAUUACAAAUGAGCCUGAACCACAGCAGUCAAUGGCCUGAUACCUGGAUACAGACAUUCCUGGUGUCCACCCGGCGCCCUGUUUUAAGACCCACCAAGAUGCGGAUCCACAGUGUUCCUUAAGAUAUCAUACCUCUCCCCACUACUGUCCCCAAAUAAACAUGGAACACAAAA